Molecule: messenger RNA, 2202 nt
Organism: Fusarium mangiferae
Lineage: Eukaryota; Fungi; Ascomycota; Sordariomycetes; Hypocreales; Nectriaceae
Exons: 5
Coding region: 1-2202 (733 amino acids)
Biological process (GO): positive regulation of transcription by RNA polymerase II; DNA-templated transcription
Molecular function (GO): zinc ion binding; sequence-specific DNA binding; DNA-binding transcription factor activity, RNA polymerase II-specific
Source: RefSeq, a predicted model, not a curated record
AUGUCACAGCCGCCUAGAAAAAGACCCCGGCAUACGUCUGAAGUCGACAACAGGCCUGCAAGCGCAGCAGCCUGUGAAAGAUGCCGAUCGCGGAAGGUCAAGGUACAGAGGCCUACUGUCUGCACCAUCUGCUGCGAACUAAUCGCUCAAUGUCAGUGCGGCGCCGAGUUUCCCAGAUGCAAAGGCUGUCUCAAAGCCAAUACUCCGUGCAUAAUUGCCGAUCCAUCGGCCCAAAGACCAUACACCAGAGAGGAAGUAUUUGCACUAGAGCAAAAGUUGAAAGACCUUCAAGAGAGGGUCGCAGCGAUUGAUACUCCAGUUCCAGCCCAAGGUGACCCUGUACCUCCUCGUCAAGCAACUGUUGGUCGAAUCGCUCAUCCAGCGGACGUUGUUCGGUAUGUUGGUCAAGAUACGGGCGUCAGGCUCUUUCACAGUUUCUUACUCUCCAGGCUUCAUUCAGCGUCGGACCGUGUACAGCAGGGUCCAUCGCGGCCAUCAAACGACAUCCCAACACCGCUCACCCGUAUCGAGUACCAUUUACCACAUCCGUUCCCAGCUCCUCACAUCGCUUUGCAAGCUCUUGAUCAUUAUCUCAAAGAUCACAGCUUCAAAGAAUUUCACGUUGCGCACCCGAUUCUCAAGCGGGAGGCCCUGCAAAGCUGCCUAGAGCGGGCUCCAGAUUGGAGCAGCCAAGAAAGGAUCAACUUGAGAGAUGAGCAGAGGCACGACAUCUUCCAGCUCUACAUGGCCAUUGCUAUUGGCAGCAUACGACUCUUUCGAGAAAAGACAUUUGACCAGCAUCCUUUCGGUUUCUUUACUGCCGCUUUGGAGAUGAACCCUCCUGCAGAGUCUCGUUAUAACACACUGGGGAAUAUCGAAAACCUCAUAUUAAUUGCUCGCUUUGGUGUCUAUUAUAACAUAGGAUGCUCACUGUGGGAGCUAAGUCGUCUCUGUAUGAGGAGUUGCAUCGAGCUGGAUCUACAUAGACGACGGCCCAAAUUAUGCGGCACUGAUGCCUCGCUCCUCCAACAGUGUCAGAGGGUCUUUUGGGAGGCUUAUCUCUUAGACAGGUUCUCGUCGAGGACUUUAGGGCGUCCAUUCGCAGUAGCGGACAGGGUCAUCUCCACUGAUAUUCCGUCGCCCGACGAGGAAGACAUCUCAGUUUUCCAAUGGCUGAUAGGAAUCGGACGCCUUUCCUCUGAAAUUCAAUCCGCAAUGGAGGAGAGAAGACCGAAAUCCGCAUCACCUAUUACUGGUUCAUCUGCAACUUCAACUCCCGACCUUGGUGAAGUCUUGUGUCAGUUACGUCGUUUUCAUCACGAUCUAGGUAGUUGGCAUGAGUCAGCACCAUCGUUUAAUAACCCGAGCUGCUUGUUCGAAACAAGAGAAUUCUUUGAGUUGACAUACCAGGAAGAACGACUUCGUCUCAUCCGCGCAACUAUUGAGGUUUUGGGCUCGAAAGUAAUGCUACCGCCUGAUUUACUCCUCGGGCCCUGCCUGCAAGCCGCUCGCGCAAUUAUCUGUUCCUUUGCUGCUUUGCGAGGUUGGAAUAUGAUUACUUUCUCGAGAUCUUAUAUGCAUCUUAUAUUCACCGCAGCGUUGGUUAUCGUCGCAGUGCUCGAGACGCGCACUCAUCCACAGGAUGGACGGAAUCACAAGACACGGUCGUCUGGAAUAGAUGCUGAUGACUGGCUGCGAGAUCUCGUUGAUGACCGGUGGAGCGCUGAAGCGAGAGAUAUAUGGAAUGAUCUAUCUAUAGCUGGUUCAUUGCUAUCGUGGUUCGCAGAUUCUAUGCCAGAUAUGACUGUGUAUAACCAGUUUUUCCAAAGGUUACGCCACCAGCUGGAGACAGCAGGGUCCUCAAGGGAACAGCCUCCGCAGCUGAUGCUGGAAAGUGCUGCACCGGGUUAUGAAGCACAUCCACCCCGUAACAGCCCGCCCUCCGAUACUUCAAAUGCUGAGAACAACACUGCCUUGAACUAUGGGGAUCCGCUGGGUAUGGAUGGCAUGAACGCACUUGACCUCACAAGCAUUCAGGUAGAUAACCCACAAUUUGGAGCGCUGAGUGAGGGUGGAAUGCCAGAAGGAUGGCCACUUGCGUAUGUGUUAGGGGUAGAGGGCAUCUCGGCGGGCUUAUCUGAGUUUGUGUGGGAUACCGUGGUUCCAUGGGAAGAGUCGCCUGCAAAUUCAUCAGACUUUUAG